Messenger RNA from Cariama cristata (Red-legged seriema), 1356 nucleotides. It is a transcript of the gene QRSL1, whose product is annotated as glutaminyl-tRNA synthase (glutamine-hydrolyzing)-like 1. Gene Ontology annotation, biological process: glutaminyl-tRNAGln biosynthesis via transamidation; mitochondrial translation. Gene Ontology annotation, cellular component: glutamyl-tRNA(Gln) amidotransferase complex; mitochondrion. The transcript has 9 exons. The record is from RefSeq and is a predicted model, not a curated record. The annotation marks the transcript as partial. NCBI's taxonomy places the organism in Eukaryota, Metazoa, Chordata, Aves, Cariamiformes, Cariamidae. Gene Ontology annotation, molecular function: glutaminyl-tRNA synthase (glutamine-hydrolyzing) activity.
GGGGAUUGCGCUUCCAGGUUGCGGCAGCGUUGAAGGAAGGACAUGUCACUCCGACGGAGCUCUGCCAGAGGUGCCUUUCCCUCGUCAAAAGCACCAAGUUCCUUAAUGCUUAUAUUACCAUAGCGGAAGAAACUGCUUUGAAGCAGGCUGAAGAAUCAGAAAAAAGAUACAGAAGAGGUCAGCCGCUGGGUGUUUUAGAUGGAAUUCCUAUUGCAGUAAAAGACAACUUUAAUACAGCUGGCAUUGAGACAACAUGUGCAUCAAACAUGCUAAAAGGUUACAUUUCUCCUUACAAUGCUACAGUAGUUCAGAAAUUACUGGAUCAGGGAGCUGUGCUUUUAGGAAAAACAAACCUAGAUGAAUUUGCAAUGGGAUCUGGGAGCACGGAUGGGGUGUUUGGACCAGUCAGAAAUCCCUGGAGUUAUUCAAGACAGUACAAGGAAAAAUCUGUCCCAAAAUCCCAUUCUGAGGACAAAGAGUCUAACUGGGUAAUAACGGGAGGGAGCUCAGGAGGCAGUGCGGCUGCUGUGUCAUCUUUCACAUGUUUUGCAGCCUUAGGGUCAGACACAGGAGGAUCUACUCGAAACCCUGCUGCUCACUGUGGUGUAGUAGGUUUAAAGCCAACAUAUGGACUGAUCUCUCGCCAUGGUCUCAUUCCUCUAGUGAACUCCAUGGAUGUGCCAGGCAUCCUAACCAGAUGUGUGGAUGACGCAGCAGUUAUGUUAGGUUCACUUGCUGGACACGAUCCUAAAGACUCUACCACAGUUCAAGACAACUUUAAGCCAUUUGAACUACCCAAUUUGACUGAUGUCAGCAAGCUCUCAAUAGGAAUUCCAAAGGAAUAUCAUGCGCCAGGGCUUUCUAGUGAAAUUCUGGCUCUCUGGUCGAAGGCUGCUGACCUCUUUAAGAAUGCAGGUGCUAAAGUAAUUGAAGUGAGUCUACCACACACUCGUUACUCAAUUGUCUGCUACCAUGUGCUGUGCACAGCAGAAGUGGCAUCAAAUAUGGCCAGGUUUGAUGGACUGGAAUAUGGACACCGUUCUGACAUGAACAAAUCCACAGAAAGUAUGUAUGCUGCAACACGACGAGAAGGCUUUAAUGAUGUUGUAAGAGGAAGAAUUCUAUCAGGAAACUAUUUCUUGUUGAAAGAGAACUAUGAGAAUUACUUUAUCAAGGCACAGAAAGUCAGACGUCUCAUUGCCAAUGACUUUGUCAAGGUUUUUCGGAGCGGCGUUGAUGUUUUACUCACUCCUACCACUCUGAGUGAUGCAGUACCAUAUAUGGAAUUCAUCAAAGAAGACAACAGAACCCGCAGCGCCCAAGAUGACAUCUUAACACAGGCUGCAAACAUGGCUG